Molecule: messenger RNA, 1790 nt
Organism: Ostrea edulis (European flat oyster)
Lineage: Eukaryota; Metazoa; Mollusca; Bivalvia; Ostreida; Ostreidae
Product: neuromedin-U receptor 2-like
Exons: 3
Coding region: 178-1323 (381 amino acids)
Biological process (GO): G protein-coupled receptor signaling pathway
Cellular component (GO): plasma membrane
Molecular function (GO): G protein-coupled receptor activity
Source: RefSeq, a predicted model, not a curated record
CUGGAUUAACAUACCCGUUACUUACAUACGGAACCUCUAUCGAUCCCUACCUUCCAGAAUGUUGAAAAUGAUCAGAUCAAAGGGGUAUAUAACAAAAUACUGAGGUUCCUUGCUAUCGCCAUCAGUACGAAGCGACUCCCAACCAUAAAACAUACCGAGAAAAUCACCUCAGAUAAUAUGGCCUUGACCCUUCCGCAGACAACAGAAUUGACUUUGUCUGGAAAUUGCAGUGGAGGAUCCUGCGACAAUUCCACCACCAAUGAGGUUACAGACUCUUUAAAGAAAGCCAUGGAAAUUCUCUCCUACACAAACUACUUUUUGCUGCCACUGUUUCUGAUAUUAGGAUUGGCGGGACACACUCUGACAGUCAUCAUCAUGCAGACUAGAAGGUACAGCCACCUGACAUCUAGACUGUUUCUGAUAGCCCUGGCACUGUCCGAUUCCGUGCUUCUGCUUACACAGGUCUUUAACAAAAAUUUCGUUCUGUCGUAUCUCCAGAUGGAUGUUCGGGCGUUGUCAAGUGUCGGCUGUAAAGCUUUCUUUGUAAUUUUCAAAACAGCGAAAAUGUCUUCAUCAUGGUUUUUGGUCUUCAUUUGCUGGGAAAGAUUUGUCGCUGUAUGGUUUCCACUGAGAGCUAAGAUGAUAUGCACGAAGCGGGUUGCCUGGUCCCUUAUCCUGAUUGUAUACGUUCUCAUAACCACGUACACAUCUAUUUGGAGCUACGCCUCUCAAAUAACAAAAAACAACAUCUGUCACCCUGAUGUGUAUGACAAAACGAAUCCUUCCGAAGUUAGUCGAUUCGGCACUUUUCUUUUAGGAGGUCUGUCUAUCUAUUCACUAAUUCCUAUGUGCUUUCUGAUAACAAUGACUCCCUUGAUUGCAUUGAAGCUUGCACGUCAAGGCAGAAAGCGGAAGUCGAUGAUUGGAAAAUCAUCCAGAAAGUCGUCAUCCUCCGACACUAGCAGAACCACAAUCAUGUUGGUGGGGGUCAUAGUUGCCUACAUUCUGCUCAUCUCUCCCGUGACAGCUCUUCACAUGAGCGCUUUUUUCUUGAGGCUGAAUGCUUUCGGAUCGAAUGCAUUGGGGUUUCUGAUUUUCAAAGAAGUUUGUCAAAUUUUGGAGCAAAUGAACUACGCCAUCAACUUCUAUUUGUACGUUUUGACGUCCAGCCUGUUCAGGAUCGGUCUGAAAGAAUUAUUCUCUUGUAGAAGUCCGAGACAGUUGUCACGUAGUAGGAGCGGAAAGACGUCCUCCGGUUCUGAUUUUCACAGCAGCAGAAGAAAAUUCAAUGAAUCAGAAGGCGUAUCAACCAUCUCAAAAUGACAUUUAUUACAACUUUAUAACUCGAACAGAAAUUGGAGACUUUAGUUCGUUUGUUUACACUAGAAUUUGUAUUGUAUACACGUUGUCUUCUUUUCUAUAAUGGUGCUGUGAUUUAUUCUAUUAUAUUUUGCUUUUGAAUUUGUUUGAUACUUUAUUCGCAGUUCUAUUAUUUGUUACUAUCGAUUCAUGGUUUCAAGAUAUAUUUCAAAAUAUAUGAAAUCGCAUUCAAUUCUAGGUGUACAAUUUAUUCACUUUUAUAAACUCGAAUAUUAGUUUCUAUCUGCGAUUAAAAACAUUUUACGAGGCAUAACUAUCAUUUGUAUAGGUAUCAUGCUAUAUUUUCUGCUAUGGACAUAUGGGGGAAUUUGUGGUGUAACAACGAUCCACAGCAAAGGGAUAUAUACUGCAUUUCUAUAAUUUUUGUUUACAGAUGUAGUUAUUCAACAUAAAUAAAAAUGCUUCAAGCA